This is a messenger RNA of Amblyraja radiata (thorny skate), 3045 nucleotides long. RefSeq names its product polycystic kidney disease 2-like 1 (gene pkd2l1). The record is from RefSeq and is a predicted model, not a curated record. Gene Ontology annotation, molecular function: calcium ion binding; calcium channel activity; sodium channel activity. Gene Ontology annotation, biological process: detection of mechanical stimulus; potassium ion transmembrane transport. Lineage: Eukaryota; Metazoa; Chordata; Chondrichthyes; Rajiformes; Rajidae. Gene Ontology annotation, cellular component: membrane. Bases 150 to 2465 code for a protein of 771 amino acids. The transcript is spliced from 15 exons.
UGACAGUGGCGUUGUGCCCGGGCAGUGUCCACACAGUAGUCAAACCUUAUUCAGAACAGCCGUUCAUUCGCCUCGCCGCAGCAACCCGCACACAACAGCUGGACUCCAAGAAAACUUGAGUUCUUGAGUGAAGGACUCUGCUCAGCAACAUGAGUUCAGGCCGGGACACCGAUCUGAAGUUACCGAUUCAAGAGGUGCAUGAGAUGGGCAGUCUGUCUAAUAAGAACGCGUGGGAUAACGCAGCGUACGAGGGUUCUCCUCCGAGCACCCCAUUCAAAGUGCAAGCUAUCUACAACCCCAGUUCCUUCCCAAGCAACCCUUACGGAUACGAAGAGCCCCCAGUAUAUCCGGAGAAGAGCAAACCUCACCCGGGAUGUUGCAUGGCCUUCGUUAACGGAAUUCGCAGUCUGUGGGGCACAAAACUGACUGAGAACCUGUCCAACAAUCCAGAGCUCUACAUCAGGAGAACUCUACGUGAAUUAAUAGUUUACAUUGUUUUCCUUGUGGACAUUUGUUUGUUGACAUACGGAAUGACCAGUUCAAAUACCUACUACUACACCAAGGUCAUGUCAAAUCUCUUCCUCUCAACUGCAGUAGAUACAGGGGUCACCUUUCAAACUAUUCGCAGCAUGGCUGACUUUUGGAAUUAUGCACAGGGCCCAUUGCUGAAUGGAUUGUACUGGACCAAAUGGUACAACAGUGAUUUGAUUUCACAUGGUCCUCAUUCAUUUAUUUACUAUGAAAAUAUGCUUCUGGGCGUUCCUCGAAUCCGACAGAUCAAAGUCAUGAAUAACUCCUGUGUGGUUCACAAGGACUUUAGAAAAGACAUUAUCGGAUGCUAUGAUAUUUAUACAGCAGACAAUGAAAAUAAAUCACCAAUCAAAAAUGGAAGUGCGUGGACUUACAAUUCCGAGAAAGAACUUGGAGGUUCCUCACACUGGGGCAAAAUAACGGUCUACAGUGGUGGUGGUUAUUACCAGGAUCUCAAGACAAAUGUGGAUGAAAGUGCUGUCAUUCUGCAAGACCUAAAGGAUAACCUGUGGUUGGACAGGGGAACUCGUGCAGUUUUCAUUGAUUUCUCGGUGUAUAAUGCCAACAUUAACCUCUUCUGUGUGAUAAGGCUUGUGAUAGAAUUCCCUGCAACAGGUGGUGCAAUACCUUCCUCACAGUUCCGCACCGUGAAGCUCAUCCGUUACGUCAAUUCCUGGGAUUAUUUUAUCAUAGGCUGUGAAAUCAUCUUCUGCGUCUUCAUUCUUUAUUACAUUGUGGAAGAAAUAUUGGAACUCAGGAUUCAUCGACUGCAGUACAUCAAAUGUGUUUGGAAUUGCUUGGACCUGGUGGUAAUUCUGCUCUCUUUACUCUCAAUAGGAUUCCACAUUUUUCGAACUAUUAAAGUGAACAUACUGAUGGGCGCAUUGUUGACAGAUCCAGUAAUCUACGCUGACUUUGAGUUCUUAGCUUUUUGGCAGACCCAAUACAAUAAUAUGAACGCUGUCAACUUGUUUUUCGCUUGGAUCAAGAUUUUCAAGUAUAUUAGUUUUAACAAGACAAUGACUCAGUUAUCCUCAACCCUGGCACGAUGUGCUAAAGACAUUCUUGGCUUCGCAAUCAUGUUCUUCAUUGUAUUCUUCGCCUAUGCUCAGUUGGGAUAUCUUCUGUUUGGAACCCAAGUGGCAAACUUCAGUACCUUCCUCAAAUGCAUUUUCACUCAGUUUCGAAUAAUCCUUGGAGACUUCAACUUUGAUGAGAUAGACAAUGCCAACAGAAUCUUGGGUCCAAUUUAUUUUGUCACCUACGUUUUCUUUGUCUUCUUUGUUCUGCUGAAUAUGUUCCUGGCCAUUAUAAAUGAUACAUACUCAGAGGUGAAAGCAGAUCUUUCCAAUCAGAAAAGUGAACUUCAAAUUACUGACAUCAUUAAACAGGGCUAUAAUAGGGCUUUGAUGAAAAUGAAGCUGAAAAAAGAGCGAAUUUCUGACGUGCAGAAAACUCUUCAGAAUGGAUCCAAUAGGCUGGAAUUUGAGGUUUUUCGAAACAAUCUCAAAGACAUGGGCCACUCUGAUCAAGAGAUCACAGAUACCUUUGCAAGAUUUGACUGUGAUGAUAAUAAGAUAUUGGAUGAAAAAGAGCAGAUGAGGAUGAGGAGUGAAUUGGAAGAAAAGAAGGUUGCUCUGAAUGCUGAGAUAGAGAACUUGGGAAAGAACGAGGAUAAAUCAACAGUUUUCAACCAGUCUGCUGAAAAUGUAAAGAAUGGCAGUAAAAAAACAAACGGCAGUGUGACAAAUGAGGAGUUCCAAAUAAUGGAGCGCCGAGUUGUCCAGAUGGAACGUUCAAUCAGCAACAUCAUAUUUAAAAUUCAGGCAAUCGCUGAUAAACUUGAGAUAAUAGAAAAAAACAGAGACGAGGUGGGAAAGUUUGUACAGAAUGUUAAAGAGGAUGAAAAAAAUGGUCCGGUUGAGAAACUGUAACAUUCGGGAAAAGAGAAGCAGUAAAACCAGGAUUCUGACCUGGCUCCACACUGAAAUCAUUAAGAAGAAUUCCCUUGGUCACAGCCCGAUUUGCCUUGGCCAGCCCAUGUCGACUUAAUCUCAAAUAAUAAGCAGCAACCUUGUGCUAACACUCAAAUAUUGGAGUUUCAGUUGGGUUCUUGUAACAAUGUGUGAUACAGGUGGUAGAUGUCUUCAAAUUAGUCGUUUUUUCAUUAUUUUAUUUCCCGUUACUUAUCAUUUAUCUCAGAACAAUCUCAGAAAAGACUGCAAAAUGCAAUUGAUUUUAAAAUGUUGGCAUAUAUUCAUGUAAUUGGGAAAAUGUUCCAAUUACAUAAACAUAUGCUAACAUCUAGAUAUACCUAUACUCAGUUAGUUCAUGUUCAUGAGUUCAUAUGAGAGAAUUAGGCCAUUCAGCCCAUCAAGUCUCUUCCACUAUUCAAUCGUGGCUGAUCUAUCUUUCCCUCACAACCCCAUACUCCUUCCUUUCCCCCAUAACACUUGACCCCCUUACUAAUCAAGAAUUUGCCUAAAAAAUACCCAAAGACUUGAUCUCCAUGAC